Xenia sp. Carnegie-2017 is the source of this 2965-nucleotide messenger RNA. RefSeq names its product serine/threonine-protein kinase/endoribonuclease IRE1-like. The record is from RefSeq and is a predicted model, not a curated record. Gene Ontology annotation, cellular component: IRE1-TRAF2-ASK1 complex. Bases 208 to 2682 code for a protein of 824 amino acids. The transcript is spliced from 12 exons. Gene Ontology annotation, molecular function: protein serine/threonine kinase activity; RNA endonuclease activity; ATP binding. Gene Ontology annotation, biological process: IRE1-mediated unfolded protein response; protein phosphorylation; mRNA processing. NCBI's taxonomy places the organism in Eukaryota, Metazoa, Cnidaria, Anthozoa, Malacalcyonacea, Xeniidae.
AAAUAUGGAAUUUUUUAAAGAAUUCUUGCUGCUGUGAUCUUUUGAAAUGCUCCAUUGUCCAAAGAUAUAUUUAUACGCGAUGCAAAACAAGUCAUACGUAUUAUUUUGAUAGUUGAUUCUCAUCAGACGAAGCAAAAACGUUUAAGAAGUGGAACAAGCACUGAAAUUAUUAUUUUUUAGUUUUGAUCUUUCUUGCAUGCCACUCAAAUGGAUCAAGGCAAAUUCUUUCCAAAAGAAAGUGACAUUAAAGAUUCUUCCUUUUUGGAAAGUGAUGCCAAAAAUCCAAAUGGCCAAAGUGAUACUGAAAAGUCAGAAGAUAAUCUGGAGGAAAGACGACCUCGUAAAGAUAGUAACGAUGAUGAUGAAGAAUUGCUGUCUCAACCAUGGAAAUGUUAUGAUAAAUCAAGAAUGCACCAGCAAAAGUUCAGAAUGAUGGAGGAUUAUGGGCAAGAAAAUCCAAGAAAAGUUAAACUCGUAAAAGGUGUAAAGUUUAUUUGUUCUGAAGAGUUUUUGCUUGGUAAAGGAAGUGAUGGAACUCGUGUUUACCUUGGACUCGGAAAAGAUGGUUACGGAAAAGCAGUAAAACGAUUGCUUCGAGAUAACUGCGCGGAGUUAGCCAAACGAGAAAAAGACAUUUUGAAUGAGUUGAAUGCCAAGCGUUCAAAUUAUGUUGUGAAUUAUUGGUAUCUUGAAGAAGAACCAGGCACAGAUUAUUUGUAUUUGAUACUAGAUUUGUGUGAAGAAUCGUUAGAAAGUUUUGUGCAAUCUUCUACUUUGCAAGAUCUUCAAAAAGCACUUCCUACAAUUCUUACGCAGAUUUUAAAAGGUUUGGCUGAUCUUCACAGGGAUCCGUGUCCUAUUCUUCACAGGGAUUUAAGACCAUCAAACGUUCUUCGAGAUGUACAAGGAAAUUUUUUAAUCGCUGACUUUGGUAUAAGUCAUAUGUUAUUAUCUGAUGAAACUUCGACACAUUGGAGCAUACAAAGAGGAGCUAAAAAUUGGAUAGCUCCAGAGUCAUAUAACGCAUCAGAUGAUACAAUUAAUAAAGUUCGUUACAAAAAAGAGUCUGACAUUAUGAAUGCCGGAAUGGUGGCUUAUUAUGUUGCAACAAAGGGGAAACAUCCCUUUGGAGCUGAACGGUUUUUACUGGACAACUUAUUAAAGGGAAACCCAGUUGGCUUGGACAAAAUCAAGGAUGCCACGCUCAAAGACCUUUUAUCGUGGAUGCUACAGCUAGACCCGGAAGACAGACCAUCGGCCAAAAAGUUGUUAAAACACCCUUAUCUACAAACCGAUGAGGAGAAUUUCGAUUUUCUGUGUGAUGUUGGGAAUGAACCAGAAAUAAAGAAAUCAUCUCCACAUUCUCUUCCCUCAAAUCUUCGUGAGAAGUUGAAUCUUUCAAUAGAUUGGAUGGACCGUAUCAAUCCUGAAUUUUUUAAUCAUUUCAAUAAAGUAUCCGACUCUACAUGGUUAGGUUGCCUAAGCUUUUUACGAAACGUUCGCCAGCAUUGGCAUGAUGAAUCUCGUCCACAACUGUCAUCAUGUGUUAAAGAUGGAAACUAUCAAGAGUAUUUUCUUCGACGUUUUAAGGAACUGCCUCUUCUAGUUCACAGAACCAUAAGAUUGAGUGAAUGGAAGACAAGACCUGUUCUGAAGAAACGUUUUCCAAAUUUCGAUGGAGCCCCCGCAAUUAUUGUCAUGGGAGGAGUCUAUAGCAACCUUAUUAGAGAACAUAUCACUAAUGAAUACUAUGAAAAACUGAAAGAAUCAGCCCGAGAGGGAUAUGCAGUCUUAACGAAUGGUGGCACUGCUGUUGAUGCUGUUGAAAAGGCAGUUAGUAUUUUAGAGAGCAGUGACUUAUUCAUGAUAGCUCGUGGAUCUCCAUUGAACUGUGAAGGAGAAGUUGAAUGUGAUGCAAUGAUUAUGGAUGGAGACACUUUACAAACAGGUUCUGUAUAUUGUGGUCGAAAUUUCAAAAAUCCAGUUUGUCUUGCUCGAAAAAUAAUGGAAAAAACACCAGAAUGUGCUCUUUAUGGUGAUGGUGCUCUGAAAUUUGCUCAGGAUAAUGGAUUGGAUUGGUGCAAACCGAAUGAAUUGUUAAAGAGACAGAGAUGUCUUCCACAUGAAUAUUACAAUGAUUAUACGAGAUAUUUUAUGGAGGGAGGACCUUUUCCUGCUGAUGCGCCUAAAAUUAUACUUGAAGAAAUUGACGCUUGCAAUACUGUAGGUGCUGUUGUCAUUGAUAGAUAUGGCAAAUUGGCAUGUGCAACGUCAACAGGAGAUAUUGCCGGCAAACUUAAAGGUUGUGUUAGUGACACUGCAUUAGUUGGUUGUGGUGGAUAUGCAAAUGAUUAUGGAGCAGCUGCAGCAACUGGUCAUGUAGAGAAAUUGAUAAAAUUGAAUUUUACAAGAAAAGUUGUAAUUGACAUGGAAUCAGGAAGUGCCCAAGAAGCUGUACAGGAUGCUGUGAAUUUAGUUAAAGAAAGACUUUCAGGACGCGCAGGAGGAAUUGCCAUUGACAGACAUGGAAAUAUUGGAAAGGCAUUUAAUAAUGACCUCAUGCCUUGGGUUAGCAUCAAAAAUGAUGAAAUGAAAUUUGGGUUGAAAAGGGAUUAUGAAGGAAACUACCCUUUUGUAUUGAUUGAAAACAAUGGCGUUGUACAGUUUAUGAUUUAUACAUGAAUUAAUAUUCAUUCACAAUCAUGCACUGUUGAACUUUUGCAUUUGAAACUAAAUAUUCACAAUUCACACAAACAAAUAAACAAUAAAACAAUCAUAAUCAUUUAUACACGUACAUAAUUAUCGUGCGUAAGUACAGUACUCUGCUGCAUCGGUUAGUCAUAUCAUAUUUUCCUUCAUUGUUGAACUAUAAUAUUUGAAACAAUGCAUUCUUAUUUAUUCACAUGAUACAAGAAAAUCACUGUUGAUUAAAUUUCUUCACUUCAAAUAUUGUCUGAACAGGAAA